This is a messenger RNA of Egretta garzetta (little egret), 1796 nucleotides long. RefSeq names its product electron transfer flavoprotein regulatory factor 1 (gene ETFRF1). The record is from RefSeq and is a predicted model, not a curated record. NCBI's taxonomy places the organism in Eukaryota, Metazoa, Chordata, Aves, Pelecaniformes, Ardeidae. Gene Ontology annotation, cellular component: mitochondrion. Bases 346 to 606 code for a protein of 86 amino acids. The transcript is spliced from 3 exons. Gene Ontology annotation, biological process: respiratory electron transport chain.
CCCUGCUCGGAAGGGUUUCGGUAGUCGGAAGGUUCUGGAAUGGUCUUGCCUUGUGUUUGAGAUGAGGACAGCUGGAAGGGGAGGAGAGGGAGAGAAGCCAAAGGGAACCAGAAGAAGCCAAAAGCGGAGGAGAGGGAGAGUAGUACAGCCAGAAAAUGAGGGAGUUGAAGCAAAAAGGUGAAGGAGCUGGGUUAGGAACUGUGCGAUCCCUGGGGAGGAUGAGGCUGGGCUGACUGACUGCCGUGGAAGGCUAACGUCAAACUGAUUAUUCUUCAGGUUAAAAAAAAAAACAAAAACAAAAAAAAAAAAAUCAGACGAGAAUAAAGAGUUCACCGAAAUGUGAGAAUGGCCAAUUCUUUAAGAGGUGAAGUGUUGAAUCUAUACAAAAACCUGCUGUACCUUGGAAGGGAGUAUCCCAAAGGAGCAGACUACUUUAGAAGCCGUCUGAAAGCAGCUUUUCUAAAAAAUAAAGAUGUGAAAGAUCCUGAAAAAAUUAAGCAACUAAUUGCACGAGGAGAAUUUGUUAUAAAAGAGUUGGAGGCUUUGUACUUUCUCAGGAAAUACAGAGCUAUGAAACAGCGCUACUACAGUGACGACCCUCAGUAGCUGGUGCUCAUGACUGUGUGUGUAAUGAUACAAAUCUAUACGAAUAAACAAUAAAAAGAGCUGUAACCUCAGAAGAAAUGAAACUUAAAUCCUUCCAACCCAUCUAAAGUAUAGAUCAAGACUUUUCUUCCCCUUCAGUGGUUGCUUGAAGGGAUUUGGGGGUUGUAUUGUAUGGGUAAUAGGCUUUUCUCAACGACUUUUGACCUCUUUGAACUAAAACUGCAUGUAUGGAAACCAUUUUGCAGGAAGUAGCGGUAAUAGGAUCCCGUUCAUUUCAGUUCCACACGCGUGCUGAACAGAUCACUGCUCUUGUAUUUACCAGGUAGCCCCGUGUUUGAAUGCCGAUUCAAGGCACUAGACUUCUCCUGGUACCUAGAGAUUAAUCUGGUUUUGAGAGUCUUCCACAGUUAAUGAUUCAUUUCAGCUGUAAAUGAGCAACUUCUCAAAAGUCCUUAAAAAUCCACUUUAACUACAUCUGCUUAACAUGCAAGAGUUACUGUGUUAGGACAACGACUGUGGGGGUCAGUAAGGGGGUGAAUGGGAACAAGAGUAGUUUAAGCACUCAAAUUUUGAAGACAAAAAAGUGCUGCUACUGGUUUCCAGUGUUGCGUAACUGCAGUAGCAGGAAUAUAGAGUUUGAUCCUUUCCCCUGGAAGAGAACUUUGGCUGUGGGCGUUUGCUCCGUGGCUAACUCCAUAGGCCUUGGCUCGACUUGCACAAACCAGUGCCGGAACUGGUAACGCUGCACAUACCAGGGCUGGCUGGUGUUUCUGCCCCCCUCCUCCCCCAGGAGCUAAAUGACACUGCCGAUAGAACAGAAAUAAUCUUUGAAAUAUAGGUAAGUUUAUGGAAGGGAUUUGAUAGCAGAAAACAAGUGUGCGCCCAGGAAUGAACACGGAGUAGCUAUUCAGAGUAUUUUAAACUUGCAGACUAACUCAAGUAGUCUGCUGUGGGACUAAUGACAACGAGGUCUCUGGGGCACGAGUGAAGCUGGUACCGCCCAAGCGGUGGCAGCGAGCACCGGUAAAUGAGGAGCACGUCCUCGCCUGAAGCGGGGCUCUGCUCGUGGCAGAGCACAGAACACAAAGCGACACGGGCCAGAGGAGAUGGACCGGCAUCGCUAGUUCAAGAACCAACAGUCAAAGAAUACUGGCACUUUAAGAGGAAUGAAGUUUCCACUGUCAUUUAAA